Messenger RNA from Adineta ricciae, 570 nucleotides. The record is from the annotation of a GenBank genome assembly. NCBI's taxonomy places the organism in Eukaryota, Metazoa, Rotifera, Eurotatoria, Adinetida, Adinetidae.
AUGUCAUCCAACCCACAGUCGGUUUUAGAUCAACUCAAGAUCGACCUGAAGCCAUCAAACGCACGUUUGAUAGCUCCUCCAGAAUCAGUCCAGGAAGCUCUCUAUCCUGGUGCUCAUAUUGCAACAGGAGUGGAGGGUGCUGGUAAUAUGUACCAUCAUGGUAUUGUUCUCGACACCAACGGACAGAUGGAAAUACUUCAUUUCUGGGGACCUGGUGACAAAACUACCGCUAAAAUUCAAACAACGACACUUGCUGCCUUUUUAGCUGGCAGCCCUGAAUUAGUUGGGAGCGUUAGUCGACCAUUGUACCUAAUCUCGUACGCCAAUGACAACGCGGAAAAACGUCAAAGAACUGUUGAUCGGGCUCGUGAAUUAUUAAAGAGUCCUACUCAGACUGAUUAUAAUCUUCUACAUUCGAACUGUGAAUGCGUCGCUUUCUACUGUCGAACAGGAUCAUGGGUCAGUAAACAGGUGAUCACAGUCGUCAAUGAGCUGGUUAGUAGGCUAAUCCCUCGUGGAAUAUCCGGUUCAUUCGGGAGUUUGAGCGGGACACUUCGAAACGCUCCUUGA